CUGUGCGUGUUGGUGGAGGGUCGUGCCGGGUCUGCGUCCCAGCUCUUUUCGUGUGCUGUGGUGGCCGAGGUCGUGUGCGAGGUCGUCGGGGUAUAUUAAAAGAGAUCUCGGUCGAGUAUCUACGGAGGAUUCAAGAAAAGGUGGAUUGAAUUCGACUCGCUUGAAGGCGUUCGAUAUUGGGCGAUUUUAAUUUCCUGUUAUCGAUAUUUCCCCCUUUUUAAGGUGGUUGGUGGGCAUAGAGGGCGUCAGGAUGAAUAUGCUACUGUUUGUUUUGUGCGCCUCCGUGGCCUCGCUUAUCAUAUAUGUGUACGAGAAAAAGAAAACAAAAAAAGAAGAAUGAUGGAUUUAGAAAUAUAACCAAAUGUCAAUUAGUACCAUGGCUUGAUUUGCAUACAUAUUAUGAUUUAGUAUAGGUAUUAUAUAUUCAAAUGAAACAAAUGUCGAAUCUUUGCUAUGCACGGCUGUCACGCCAGUUGUUGAGUACUUAACUAUUUUCAAAAUUGAUUGGGAUUCUUUGAUCUAUUUGAGAAAAUGAUUUAUUUUCAGGACGAAACUCGAAAUCACGAACAAAAUUUCAUGAGACGUAAAGUUAAACGUUUGGAACCGAACACGAACUCCAAAAAGAAAUCUUGCUCGGGAAUCCACACAGCUCCAGGCGAAGUCAUGCAAACAGACUCAAACAAAGUCAAGAGAAAAUAAGCACAUCGUCCGUGACACAUUCACGACAUGCAUGACAGUCACCUAAACACCCCAAGUUCUUCCUGUUUAGCCGCGCUGCCUCGCUUGACUAGAAGCUUUCCAGUUCUAUAUUCCUUCUAAAACUUAAUAUUCCUUUGCCCUGUUCCUGUACAUGGGUUUUUAGAGCCACCACGCUAGUCCUCUGCUUCACACUCUCACACUUUUUCCCUCUUUCUCAUCUCCGUCGAAGUAGUUAAUUUGCAUCAAAAUCAGGAUUUGAUAUUAAAUCUGAUCUCAUUAUCUCACAAAAUAAGUUGUUUUUGCUAUCGCUAGAGUAUGAGUUUGACCAAAAAAUAAACAGGCUACCAAAACUCCUGUCUAAAUUUAGUUUAAAUUGUAAAAUAUAUUAAAAAUAUAAGUAAAAUAAAACGAUAGUAAGUACGAUACAAAAGGUGCCACACCGCAAACAGAGCACACCAACACCGAAAACUUUGCCAUACCAGUCUUUACAAAAUACAGCAUUUUCUAACUAGAUAUCCAUACCACACGAACACGCACACAUUACACACACUACCUACGAACCACGCAUUACCCGUUCGUAAAGCCAUCGACGCCUCAAUUAAGAAGUAAAAAGAAAAGAAAAAACUCGACCGCAGCAAACUACGUACGAUGGCGUGGAGUGACUUCGUGGACUGGCUGGACGAGAACAAGGUCGUUCUCAUUGCUGUCACCUGCUCAGUGGCGGGCGCCGGGGCGACGCUGCUGGCACUGCGGGCGUGGCUUCAGGGACCCUCGUGCAGGAGCAAGGCGCGCCUGGACGGCAAGACGGUGGUUAUCACGGGCGCCAACACGGGCAUCGGCAAGGAGACGGCCAGGGACUUGGCCAAGCGAGGCGCCCGCGUGGUGAUGCUGUGCCGCGACCUGGACAAGGCGCGGUUGGCGGCCGAGGAGAUCAACAAGGAGACAGGCAGCACGGUGGGCGUGUACCACCUGGACCUCGCCUCGCUCGAGUCCAUCCGCAGCACCGCCGCCGCCCUCAGGGACACGGAGCCGCAGAUUCACAUCCUUAUCAACAAUGCAGGCGUGAUGAUGUGCCCUCGCUGGGAAACGAAGGACGGCUUCGAGAUGCAAAUCGGGACCAACCACCUGGGCCACUUCCUCCUCACGCUGCUCCUGCUGGACCAGAUGAAGGCCGCCGCUCCCUCGAGGAUUGUCAACGUGUCCUCCAUCGCCCACACGCGCACGGGAGUGACGGCCUACUCCCUCCACCCCGGUGUUGUGCAGACGGAGUUAGGUCGCCACAUCCACGAGUCCGUCAACUCCUUCAUCCACUGGGCCUUCCACUUCUUCGGGAAGUUCUUCUUCAAGACAGUGGUCCGCGGCGCCCAGACGACUAUCUACUGCGCGGUGGACGAGUCGCUCGCCACGCAGUCGGGGAAGUAUUACAGUGACUGUGCAGAAAAGACACCACACCCGAACGGUCUGUCGGAUGAGGACGCCAAACGCCUGUGGGACACGAGCGUGCAGUUAGUUGGCCUCGACCAGUAUAGUGUGUAGACCAAGGUUUCUAUUGAUGACUUGUUACUCCUGAUCAUAAACGCUGCUCUUCAUAUCCAAUAUUCAUGUCCUCACUCUACUUGUUCUUCCUUAAAGUAGUGUACCAUUCUUUUGUUUGCAUGCAAAAUGGUUUUACGAUGUAAUGGUGGCAAUAAAUAUCUAUAAUUUUUAACUAAUAAAAUAUAUAAGUUGC
Penaeus chinensis is the source of this 2428-nucleotide messenger RNA. RefSeq names its product retinol dehydrogenase 13-like. Lineage: Eukaryota; Metazoa; Arthropoda; Malacostraca; Decapoda; Penaeidae. The record is from RefSeq and is a predicted model, not a curated record. The transcript has 6 exons. The coding region runs from base 1348 to 2235 and encodes 295 amino acids.